Molecule: messenger RNA, 1864 nt
Organism: Microplitis mediator
Lineage: Eukaryota; Metazoa; Arthropoda; Insecta; Hymenoptera; Braconidae
Product: histone H1-like
Exons: 1
Coding region: 58-726 (222 amino acids)
Biological process (GO): chromosome condensation; nucleosome assembly; negative regulation of DNA recombination
Cellular component (GO): nucleus; nucleosome
Molecular function (GO): structural constituent of chromatin; nucleosomal DNA binding; double-stranded DNA binding
Source: RefSeq, a predicted model, not a curated record
UUAUUGAAACUUUUUAUUCGUUUUCGUAAAAAGUAAUACGCGAUUAAUUUUGUCACGAUGACUGAAACAUCUGUGUCUCCAGCUCCUGUUGAAGAGAAGACUGUUGCCAAGGUCGACGCUCCUAAAAAAGCAGCAGCGAAAGCCAGAAAACCAUCGGCCAAGCCAACCCAUCCGAGCACUGCUGAUAUGGUUAAAGCUGCCAUCAAAACUCUUGGUGAACGUGGAGGAUCAUCUCUUCAGGCCAUCAAGAAGUACAUCGCUGCAACCUACAAGGUCGACGUUGAAAAACAAGCGCCGUUCAUCAAGAAAUUCUUGAAGGGAGCCGUCACCAAGGGAACCCUGGUUCAAACCAAAGGAAAAGGUGCUUCUGGAUCAUUCAAACUUGCAGUCGAAAAAGCUGCAUCUAAACCAAAAGCAACUAGUGUGAAAAAAGCUGCACCGAAGAAACCUGCAGCGGCCAAGAAACCAGCAGCCAAGAAGACUCCUGGUGAAGCCAAAUCUUCAGCCAAAAAAGCUGCUGCUCCUAAAAAAGCAGCAGUUAAGAAACCAGCUGCAGCAAAAAAACCAGUAGCUAAAGCACCAGCUAAACCUAAAUCCGCUGCACCAAAGGCCAAAAAAGCAGUCAAAGGUCCAACAGCUAAGCCUAAAUCACCUAAACCUAAAAAAGUUGCUGCACCAAAAGCACCUAAAGCUGCAGCUAGAAAAGCACCUGCAGUCAGAAAAUAAAUAUUCAAUUCUUCUACAUAAAUAUUUAAAAACAAACGGCCCUUUUCAGGGCCAAACAAAUUUUUCAAAACGUAAAAUACUUUUUGAGUCUAUUUGAAUGUCGAUAACCCACAAUAUUCCUCUGUUCUCUUAAGAAUUACAAAUAGUAAAUAAGCUGAUUGAACAUAACAAUUCUCAAUGGAAAUUUUGAUAUGAUACUGAAGUUGGCCGACAUUCAAUAAUUUUUGGACUUUUUUUUAAGCGAUAAAUUAUAAAACAAAAAUUUUUGUAUUUUUUGAAAUUUUCUACGCGUGCGCAUUUUUAGUUGUCAUUUUUUUACAAAUUGAAUUGUUGAAAGAACGAACCGAAAAUUGUUAAUUACCUGAAAACUUCGAGAUCGUAAUUUUACUAAUCUCCUUGGACAUACUACUAAUUCUUUUAAUUACUUUAAUUCAGAAUUUCGGUAAUAUUAUUUAUACUCAGAGGACGCUUACAAUUGUCUUUUUGUUAUGAGUUCCCUUCUCACUCCAUAUUUCCACUUAAAUUAUUUUAAGAUCGACAGGCAAUUUCGUAGGAAAUGAUGAGUCUGUCUCGGUAAAUUUUAAAAUAAUAAAUAUAACGGCGAAUAAUUAGUAGAAUAUAAUGGUUGGAAAACUUAGAUAAGUUAGAUUCAAUAAUACAAGCAACGUAAUUAAUUUCAUUGGUUUCGAUAACCGGUAAAACCCAUGAUCUUUUCCAGGGCCCCGGAAAACCGUUAUUUUUGUUUCUGAAACUUGCAAGAAUUAACGACUUGCUAUGCAUAGGUCGCUUUCUUGGUAUAGUCGAACGUUUACUUAUGUAUUUAUGAAUAAAGAAUUAAAUGAUUGAAUACUGAAAAGUGAAAUUAGGUAGGAUUUACUAUAAUUCGUUAGAUCAAUCGGUCGAGGUUUCAUAUACGCUUAGUGUAGAUAAUCGUAUGUCGAUAUUAAAAUUGGGGAACUAGAAGAAGGUAAAAUUUGUUAAUAAUAUUAAAUAAUUUAAAAAAACAAAAAAAAAAUUAAUUAUGAUGAUUAUUAUCAUUAUUUUUUGUUAAAGGAAUCAUGACUAUUCUGGUCUUGUUUAUUGACUUUAUAGAUUAAUUCAUCGUAUUAAUAAAUACAUGUAGACUAAUAUUGAUAGA